This is a messenger RNA of Populus euphratica (Euphrates poplar), 956 nucleotides long. Its product is annotated as ADP-ribosylation factor. The record is from RefSeq and is a predicted model, not a curated record. NCBI's taxonomy places the organism in Eukaryota, Viridiplantae, Streptophyta, Magnoliopsida, Malpighiales, Salicaceae. Gene Ontology annotation, molecular function: GTPase activity; GTP binding. The coding region runs from base 120 to 665 and encodes 181 amino acids. The transcript has 7 exons.
AGCGCACAUAGACAGGCCAUCCGUCAUUCUUUCCCAUUUCUUUCAUCCCCCUCUCUGCACAGCUUCUCUGCGGAUCCUGCCCUCUCUCUUCCUCUGCGUCUCUCUAAGAACUUGGAAAGAUGGGGCUCUCAUUCACCAAGCUUUUUAGCCGUCUGUUUGCCAAGAAAGAAAUGAGAAUUCUCAUGGUGGGUCUUGAUGCUGCUGGUAAGACCACCAUCUUGUACAAGCUCAAGCUCGGAGAGAUUGUCACCACUAUUCCAACAAUUGGGUUUAAUGUGGAGACUGUGGAAUACAAGAACAUAAGCUUCACUGUCUGGGAUGUUGGUGGCCAGGACAAGAUUCGACCUUUGUGGAGACAUUAUUUCCAAAACACUCAAGGGCUCAUCUUUGUGGUUGAUAGCAAUGAUCGUGACCGUGUUGUUGAAGCUAGGGAUGAGUUGCAUAGGAUGUUGAACGAGGAUGAAUUGAGGGAUGCUGUGCUACUUGUUUUUGCAAACAAGCAAGAUCUUCCAAAUGCUAUGAAUGCUGCUGAAAUCACAGAUAAGCUUGGUCUUCAUUCUCUUCGUCAACGCCACUGGUAUAUCCAGAGCACUUGUGCCACUUCUGGUGAAGGUCUUUACGAAGGGCUUGACUGGCUUUCCAACAACAUUGCUAGCAAGGCUUAAGAAAUGGGUUGAUCAUGCAACUUUUUGGAUCGCACUUACCUUGGGAAUCUUGCGAGGUCCGGUGUUUGCACUUACUUUGGGAAUCUUGCUAGUAGGUUUGGUGUUGCCGAUUUCAUAUCCUGUAAUCAGCAAGAGAAUGCAUCUUUGGCUGUGUAAGAUAUUAUUACUGUAAUAGAAAUUGACUAAUUAUCCCUAUAGUUUUGAAAUAAUUCAUGAUUCACAGCUUUAACAUGAUGUAUCUUGAUACAAGUUUGUUGCUAGUGGAGCUCUGCGAGAUUAAUGUGUCUUUCA